CUCUUUUACCAUCUCCCACUCACCAUAAUUCUCAUACCCUUUUCUUUCCUUCGCCUCUCUGUAUAAACAUGUUGAUGUUUCUCAUCAACCCUUGACGAAUAUAAGACGCUCUUUUUAUUUUUUGUUCUCCAAGAUUCAACGAGCUUAGUUCUUCUCAACUUGCAAAUUCGCAUUUUUCCCAGAAUCUUUUUCGUUUGGGACCUUUUCGUUUCUUUUCUUUUUCCCUUGCUCUGUUUCGCAGUAUAUACCGUUCGUUCGAUUGCUCAUGGCGUAUCAGCCGGUUCCGAGUGGUGUUCAGCUCGAGUUUGUGUACUCUCCCUUCGGAGAUACCACCUACACGAAGGUGUUCAUCGGGGGUUUAGCUUGGGAGACGCGGAGCGGGACGUUGCGCAGGCAUUUCGAGCAGUUUGGUGAGAUUUUGGAGGCUGUUGUGAUCACUGAUAAGAACAGUGGGCGAUCCAAAGGCUACGGCUUUGUGACUUUCCGAGAUCCUGACAGUGCCAGGAGAGCAUGUGCUGAUCCGACUCCGGUUAUCGAUGGCAGGCGGACAAACUGCAAUUUGGCAUCUCUAGGACGGCCUCAACUGCCUCUCUUUUAUGGACAUUUGAGACCAGCGACGGUGUAUGGUGGAGGUGUGCAUGCAACCAGAGGAACUGAUCUUGGAAGUUUUGGCUACCACCAACCCGUUUCCUACAGCUUCCAACAAGGACAUGUAUACCCUUGUCAUGGAUAUACAACAUAUGGGCCUGAAUACAUCAUGCAACCGGGUGUUUACAACCCUUACAUGGGUCAGCAGUACCUUCAGAUAUAUGGAGAUCCUAGGCCAGUUAAUGCAACUGUUAACCCUUAUGCACAUUGUGGUCCAGUAGUUCCUGGUGGUCAUGGUUAUAUAACAAUUCAGAGCUAUGCUAUACCGGGCCAUCAGAUUGUGCAGUACGCUGGACCCAGUGUAUAUGCAGUACCAACUUCACCCGCGCCGGCAAUUAUACAAGCAUCAUACCCAGCGGGUAUUCCUGCACCUAUUCAUGCACGGCCACCAUUUUUAGUGCCCACUCCUACUCCGCAAGGCAGUGGUCUUGAGAAUCAGACAGUUGGCUGAGGGAUCGGCAAAGGAUUUGCAGGUGUCUUCUGGUUCAGACGAGACAGGAAGCAGCAGAACCAGAACUUACAGUGGUGAAUUCGAUUUAGCCUUGCAUAUUAUCAAUGUCGCAUUCUAGAGGUCAAAGUCAAGUCAUCGUCAUUAGAAAUCCAAUGUCGAAGUAGUUUGAGCUCCUUAUGGAGGAGCACGGAAGACAGCACAUCGCUCUUCCUUCACGGUACCUUACUCUUCACGACUGCUCGUGCUCACCGGUAUCAUAGCGGGUGCGCAUGGGAUCCAUGGAUGCUGGAAGUGGUUUUCUUGCAGCCGAUGGACGUAUAAAUCUGUACAAGUGUCAUGCAUUGUUGUACUUUCGGUAAGUUCGAUUCUUUGCACCACGCAUCGAUAGAGGUAGGAAUUUCAUGGAAGCUGAAAGCAUUGCUCUAAGAAGCCCGACAAGAGCUUCAGGUGUUUCGAAGCUAAAAAUGAUUAUCUGGCCUUGAUUUGCUACAGUCUUCUUGCCACAAAUUAUCUUCAGCUCUGCCUGUAUUCGUUUAUGUUCUCUAUGAUUAUCCAUGUCAAUGUGCA
Messenger RNA from Syzygium oleosum, 1666 nucleotides. RefSeq lists its product as uncharacterized. NCBI's taxonomy places the organism in Eukaryota, Viridiplantae, Streptophyta, Magnoliopsida, Myrtales, Myrtaceae. The coding region runs from base 266 to 1099 and encodes 277 amino acids. Gene Ontology annotation, molecular function: RNA binding. The transcript has 8 exons. The record is from RefSeq and is a predicted model, not a curated record.